Molecule: messenger RNA, 3444 nt
Organism: Symbiodinium sp. CCMP2592
Lineage: Eukaryota; Dinophyceae; Suessiales; Symbiodiniaceae
Source: the annotation of a GenBank genome assembly
AUGGGGCCGGUGUAUCGUGCUCUUAAAAGCCACGAACAGACUCUCGCCCGGCCCUUUCGGGACCAGUCGGCCCUUGCCCGGGCUUACUGUCGCAUGGAGUUCUGGAGCCGCAUCUGGGAUGCGUCAAUUGUGCCGCCGCAGCCUCACCUGUCUGCAGAGCGCCUCGCCUUAAGGGCUGAGGCCCUGCAGCAGGCGCAGGAUCUGUCACCGCUAUCUUGGGAGCAGGUCAAGACAGCGUGCCUGGCCACGGGCAACAAGAAGGGAGGCCUUGAUGGUUGGUCGUACAAGGCUCUGCGUAACCUCCCUGACUUCUGCUACCGACAGCUUGCGGGGCUCUUUCGUCUUGCUGAGACGGACCUUACUUUGCCGCUUCAAAUGCUUACGGUGCAGGUCGCCCUUCUUGCAAAAACCCCAGAAAAAGAGCGCCCCAUAUCUCUCACAUCGGUCCUUUGGCGAGUGUACAGCAAGCUGCGACGCCCGCUCCUGGAGAGCUGGUUAAAGGAGUACGCGGCCUUUGCCCCUUUCGACUCCGCCACCCCAGGACACACUUCCCUUGACCCAGCACUUUCUCGCUUGAUCAAGGCAGAAGAUCAUAAGUUUCGCAACGUUACUUUCAUAACUUUGUUCGUUGAUCUUGAAGGUUUCUAUGAUGGGGUAGAUUUUUCUCGACUGAUAUCACAGGGCAAAGCUUUGUCAUUUCCACCCUUGCUUUUGGAACUUAGUCUUCAGCUUUACAAUGGGCCUCGUUGUCUCCAUGGCGAGGGGGUCAGCACUGUUGCUUUGUGGCCCCAGAGGGGCAUCCUUCAGGGGUGCCCGUACGCACCCACGGUUGCAAAACUCACCACUCAUGCUCCGCUGCAGGGCAUCUCCCAGCACCGUGGGGUCAGCCAUGCUGAUUUAUGGCUUGAUGACAUCAGUGUCGAUGUGUCUCAUGCUGACCCGGAGGUUGCGGCCUCUUUGGCCCUGUCGGCAUCCAGGAAAUUGGAGGCCCUGCUUUCCGUUGAGAAGCUUCGCAUUAACAAAACCAAAACCAAGUUUGUUGUCAAUAGUGCCAAGGCGGCCAAAGCACUCAACAGUAUGCGUGUUGAAGGCGAUCCUCAGGUUGCUGACUUGGUCCGGGACCUUGGACUUGACUCGGCAGGUGCCAAGCGCAGAAGGGUUACGCAUGCUUUGAAACGCUUCAAGGUCGGCCGCGCCCGAAACCAGAAACUUCACCAACUCGGCACAGGCUGCAAAGCCCACAGGUUGUAUGCCACUUCCAUUCUUACGGCCGAGAUCUAUGGUUGCCAGGGACAGGGCUUGUCCCCCAAAAGGCUCAAGGUCGUUCGCGCAUCCAUCUCCAGGCAUGUUGGGCGGUCCAAGUGGGGCUCUGUCGACGUGUCUCUGGACUGUAUGUCCUUUCGUUGCCAAGACCCAUUGUUGACAGUUGUCCUUGCGCAGGCUGAUGCUUUGUAUAAAAUGUUCGGCCCCUCCACGGCACAAGGCUGGGAAAUCCUAGCCCGCACCUGGAAGGUGGCCUGGACUCGCCAAGAGGCGGCCGUGCAUGGAUGGAAGUGUGUUGCAGGCCCGGUUGCUGCUAUGGUGCAGUAUUGUAUUGAUUUGCGCAUCAAUGUCAGUGAUCCUCUGCGCUGGGUUCAUAGCAGCGGGGUUCUUCUGCUUGAUGUCACCAACCCUGGCCUUUUCCUGUCAGUUCGCCGCUUUCUCACUCAGGUUGUUGCCCUUGAAAGGGCUUCCCGCUUUGGUGCAGUCCUCACGGCCCAAGGUGCCCAGCAAGGAGUUGACUGGUCAGUCCACCGAAAGCUCUUGAAGGUUUCCAAGCUUUCAUCCCCGCGAUGGGCCUUUCACGCCGUGUGGCAAGGACGCCUUCUUCCGCCGGGCAGCACGGUGCCUCAGGGGGAGUCCCUCGCAAUCAUUGAAGCCCUCAAGGCCACCACUGGCAGCUUUGACCUCACAGGUGAUUGCAAGCCGGCUCUCAAAGCCCUGGCUGCCAGAGCUCUCAACAAAAAACAUAUCCCUGAAUGGGGUCCAGUCUGGCAGGAGCGAGCAAGGGCUCAACCGCACUGGGUUAGGAGCCACUGCACGGCUGAGGCCUUUGAGGCUGAAUUCCCUGGUCAGCUUUGGCGCCGCGAGCUCAAUGCCAAAGCAGACACUCUCGCAGGGAGCCGAGCUGCUGCUGCAUGCACCCCGCAUUUUGUACGCAAAGUAAAGGAACUCGACCUGGUAACCCGGGAACUCAACUGUUUUCUCGCCUCCAGGGCUGAGAAGCUGAUCAAGGAAAAAGCUUGCGCCUUGGCACAGGUUGGUGGAGUCUCCACCCGAUCUAUUGCCAGUGCUUUUCAAUCUGCCAGCACCUUCGGUGCCGGCCCUAUGCCAGAGCGUGUUUCUGCAGUUCCUAAGCUUGGCCUUUUGAGCGCUGCCCAGGUCAACCCUCCAGCUGGGCCCGUCGCCUCCUCUGCAGCGGCUGCCCCAAGGUUGCCGGAGUGCCAAGGCGAGGUCACUCAGUCCACAGGAGUGCAAGGAGCAGUUGGUCAGUCCGUUUCUGUAGGCUUACCUUUGCAACGACUUCCAGAAGCUGAAGAGCCACCGGUGGACCAGGACGACUCCAGCAACUGUCUUCAAUCUGACAGCAGUGAGACACCACAGCCUGCAGUCGCGCUGAAAGAUCGCCCAAGUGACUUUGGCCCUCUUCUUCAUGAGGAUGGCCUAAUCACUUUCUUAUGUGCAGCUGCGCCCCAGGUGAAGCAUCCGGUGAACCACUACCAGUGCCUUCCGGAAAGCCUUGAAGUUUACCAUGACUUUGUCACUGGUGGGCGAACAAAAGCUGCUCGAGCGAGACGGCUGGGUUUCGGAAAGUCCCGGACAGUUUACGUUGACCCUGGCUCCUCGGAACACGUUCUGAAGUUGGCGCCUCCACAAGGCCACGGGCCAGAACCGGAAGCUUGGAGACUGCUCCCUCAUAUAGUGCCGUGCACUUUGGAUGCGGGUAUUCACCUGCUCACGCUUUCUUGGAAGAGCUGCUAUGAUAUCAUCUCCACGCAUGUUUUGAGGCAGUCUAGGCUCACUCCACUUUCGGUGUGGAGGCCAGCUCCGCCGGACCUUGAUAUGGUCCGCUACAUGAUGGCACUGACUGCGGAGGCCUCCCGUUUCUACAAUCUCAAGGAUCUUGGCUUUUUCAACUUUGGUGUUGAUGCCCGUGGCUUCAUUAUGAUGUGGGACACCGCAGACUGGCUUCCAUGGGAGGGUCAAAGGGCACACUGGCCGAACAGACAGCGUGCCUCGGCUUUCUGGAGCGCGGUCAAGAGGAGUGUUCCAGACCACUUUCAGGAGCUACUCCAGCUUGUCAGCAACGCCUCGCCUGAGGAGGUGCUGCAACGGCUACGACCACUCCUUACGCAGCACUACAAGUGGUGCCUGCUACAGCAGGGAGUUUUCCUUGGUGACUAG